UAUGAGUUGCUUUGAGUCUGAGGACUGGAUGUUAAUACGAGGCAUGGGCUCACCACACAAAUAGAUCUGGCUGCCCUGGGGAGGGACUGAGUGCUUCAAGAUGGGAGCUGAGAGUUCCCUCCCCUUCUCUGCUCCUGACAUGGAGGCGAUCACGACAGAAACUGGCUUUUCCCAAGCAAACAUCUCGCGUCUUUACCAGCGCUUCCAGGCCUUGGACAAGGAUGAAAAAGGCUACCUCAGCAAGAAUGACCUCCAAGGCAUUGGAGAGCUAGCGGUUAACCCCAUCGGGGACCGGAUCAUCAAUGCUUUCUUCCAAGAUGGGAGAGAAACUACCGACUUCCGAACGUUUGUUCACGUUCUGGCCCACUUCCGGCCCGUGGAGGGAACUGUAGGUUCAGAGAAUAUAAACAGCCGACUUAGCAAGCUAAAGUUUGCUUUUCAGCUUUAUGACCAAGACAAGGAUGGGAAGAUCUCAAGAGCCGAACUGCUGCAGGUGUUGAGAAUGAUGAUUGGGAUCCAAGUGACAGAUGAACAACUGGAGAGCAUCACAGACCGCACCAUUCAAGAGGCCGAUCGGGAUGGAGACGACGCCAUCUCAUUUGAAGAGUUCUCCAAGUCUGUAGAAAAGCUGAACAUUGAACAAAAGAUGAGUCUUCGGAUCCUGAAGUGACCUAUUGAGAGGCUGUGGAAUUUGUACCCCAGCUUGGAAAUGAACAAAUCUGAUUCGCAGUUCAAGGCAGGAAAGAUGGAGGGAUCCAGCCAACCUCUCCUCUAAUCCUAAUGGCUUGAGAUGAUUACAGCCAGCAAAGGACUGCAGCCAAUCAAGAUUCCUCAGUGAUAAUGGGACUGUGGCAGAGUCAAUUCACCACCUGGUGCCCACGGAGAUCCCUUGCCUUGUCUAAGCAGGGGCAUGCUCUCUCAUGUCAGAAACAGAUGUACCAUUUGCUCAUUUCUGGAAAAGCUGUACUCUUUCUCUCUGACUUGCUGUGCAGCAAAUACCUAGCUAGAACUUUAUAGUGUUUUUUUUAAGACAACAGUUAGCUUUCUUUCCUACACGCUGACAGAAUCUCACAAUUUUGACACUGAAAAAUGUCUUUGGAAGUAUUAAUGGGGAAAAAAUUUUAAAUGUAGUUUGAGGCACACCGUGAUAACUUGGUGUUAGUUUGGACGGCAAGGACAGUGUCUAAUUUUGGGGCUGUGCUAGAUUUGGUCGAAGGAGCCAGCAUUCAAGACCUGUUUAAUUCCAGCAAGUUGGCCACGUUAGCCUGUAGUAGCAAAAUAAAAAAGGAGUCCAGUGGCACCUUAAAGACUAAUGCAGUUUAUUCCAGCUUCAAAAUUCCCGAGUCAGAGCUCACUUCAUCAGAUGCAUGAAGCAUUGAGGCAUUAGGAAAAACAUACCUAUAUAACCAAAGCUGCAGAAAACAAAAGGGUGGGAACAGGGCACGGAAAUGUUAUCUCAUCUCAACCAUGCUUGAAGUCUAGUACAGCUAGAGUGUAUCUAAACAACAAAUGAAAAUUAGUUUUUAAAUAUGUUAUCUCUCUGAGGACAUUGCUGCUCCACUGUACUUUGGAUGAGGGUUCACAGUUUAAAAAGAGAAACAAGUGAGUUCCUAAAUGCACACAAGGCUAACUGCGCA
Molecule: messenger RNA, 1637 nt
Organism: Eublepharis macularius
Lineage: Eukaryota; Metazoa; Chordata; Lepidosauria; Squamata; Eublepharidae
Product: calcineurin B homologous protein 2-like
Exons: 7
Coding region: 101-670 (189 amino acids)
Molecular function (GO): calcium ion binding
Source: RefSeq, a predicted model, not a curated record